GCGUCUCGUCCCAGGCAGCGAGCGAGCGAGGGAGCAAGAGCGCGCUGGCGAUCUUGAACUCGUGCAGCGAAUGCGAGGAGCUCGAAGCUCGGAACUCGGAACUCGGAACUCGGAGGUUGAGCGAGCAUCAGGUGAGGGGAGGGCGUGCGGAGGUGCAAUGGUGUUGGGGCUCGGGGCUUGCUUGCUUGCAUGCUUCAUUGCUUCGAGAGUGGAGAGGUGCAUUGGUUGUGCGAGUGGGCAAUGCGGGGCUUUUGGUCGAUACGAGGGCCGGAGAGCGUGGAUGAAGGCUGUGGGAAUGGAUUAGGGAGGGAGGAGGUCUGGAGAGGCCAGGAAUUGAGAUUGGACGUCGAUUCCACAAUUUGCUGCGCGUGCAUCGCAGGGGUUAGAUAGUUUUCCGGGGCUUUGAAUGUUUCUUCUUUCUAUUCUUUGCCAUUCAGGUUCGGAGGUAUAUGUGGCACGCCUCGGGGGUGAGUACUGUUGUUGUCGUUGUCGUGAUUCAGCGCCUACCGAGGAAGCUAACGGAGCUGGGCGGAGAUCGGGAGCCGAAACGAGCGGCAGCAGGGGAAGGAGUUUGAGUUUCGGGAAGCUGAGGAUGAUCCGUCCGUUGGACGAAGAGGAGGAGGAGGAGCUGAUGCGCUGUGGGCAGUUUAAGCUGCUGCCUUGAGUACUGUUGCGCGAUUUGGCUGUGAGAUCCUUGGCAUUCGCCCGCCAGCGCGAGGAUUCCUCGCAGGCGUCCUGCGGCCGCGUGCGCUUGAGUGUUCAGCCCAGUCGACUUCGAUGGUCGAUUAUGCAAUCCUCAUCUUAUCGUAGACGGGUAAUGUUCAAGUGUUCGUGUUCCCGCUGAAGCUGAUGGGAAUGGUUUGAGGGCCCUUAAUCUUUCGCGAAAGCUGGCAAAAUGACGCGUGCUUCUGAUGUCGAAUUGCUUCAACGUUAUCGACGGGAUCGGCGAGAGCUCCUCUCAUUUCUCCUUUCUUCAGAUGUACUGAAGAGGGUUGUGAUGCCUCCAGGGGCAGUAUCAAUUGAGGAUCUUGGCCUCGACGAAAUCAGUGUUGAUUAUAUUUUGGAUUGUGCCCGAAAAGGUGCGGUUUUGGAGCUUGGAAAAGCUAUCGAGAAGUAUCAUGAUGAAAUCAAUCUCCCUCCAGCGCAUGGCAAAGGCUUGGGCGAGGUAUAUUUUCUGGUUACGCACCCGGAGUUCUCUGGGCCUCCUCCUACACGUUCGCCUCCUCCGAUUGCAAUCCCUCUCUCUCCAGGAAAACUCACGAAGAAUUUCAGCAUACGGUCUAACAUCUCUCAUCCAGCGUCGAUUGGCGAGGAUGAUGAAUAUGACGACGCAGAUGACGAUGAGGAGCUGUCAACCGAAAUCGCCAGACGUCAGCUUCUGAAUACAACUGACCUUGUCCUGCCGUUGCCACCGUUGGUUACUGGAUUGACCGAUGAUGACCUUCGAGAAACAGCCUAUGAAGUUCUACUUACAUCCGUUGGUGCGGCUGGGGGCCUUAUUUCACCGGCGAAGGAGAAAAAAGAGAAGAAGAAGUCAAGAUUAACAAAAACCUUCUCGAGAUCGAAGACGGACAAGACCGUACCUCAGCCACCCAGGGCUACAGGACUAGCUGGUCUAAUGGACACGAUGAGGACACAGAUGGAGAUCUCGGUGGCUGAUGAUCGGCGUACAAGGGAAGCAUUGUUGACUGCAUCAUCAACUAGGGGCGGCAGAAGAAUGGAUUCUAUGCUGUUGCCUUUGGAGCUUCUUUGUGCUGUUCCCACAUCUCAAUUUCUUGAUCGGAAAUUCCAUUCUCGGUGGCGAAAACGACAGAUAAGUCUUAUCGAGGAAGGUCUCUUGCAUCAUCCUUAUGUACCCUUGUCUCCUAGCGAUCGCACAUCUGCGGAAUUAAGAGUCCUGAUCAAUAAGCUCGAAGAGGCAGAGACUCUACCGUCACCAGCUGGACCAGCUCAGCAUGCAGAAGCGUUAAGAUCGUUGAGGGGAGUAGGUCUUGCUCUUGCUGAAAGAGUGGGAAGAGGUGACCAUACGGGAGAGGUUUGCCACUGGGCAGACGGUUACCAUUUGAACGUUCGCCUUUAUGCAAAGUUACUCGGGAGUGUCUUUGACGUUUUGGAUGAAGGACAGCUUGUUGAGGAAGUAGAGGAGAUUCUGGAACUGCUGAAAUCAACAUGGCGAGUCUUGGGAAUCACCCAAACAGUUCACGACACCUGCUAUACAUGGGUUCUGUUCAGACAGUACAUCAUGACAGGUGAAGAAGCCCUGUUGCAGCAUGCAACUCAGCAGAUGAAGAAGAUAGCCUCUGAUGCCCAGCGCAGUGCACAAGAAAGAGCUUACAUGAGGAGCCUGAGAUGCACUGUAGAAGAUGGCGACACCCACAAAGAGAUGUCUUAUGUUCAAUCUGUUCUUGUUCCCAUUAAACAAUGGGCAGACAAACAACUGGAAGACUAUCACUCAAAAUUUGGUGAUGACGCGAAGAAGAUGGAGGCUAUAGUUACCGUAGCGAUGGUGUCCGGUCGCUUGAUUGCAGAUGAACAAGAACAGUCUGGGGCGAUCAGGAAUUCUGGAGAAACCACAGCUGUUGCCAAGCAGGCAGAAGGCUAUAUACACUCAUCGCUAAAAUUGGUCUAUGAAAGGAUUGUGGAGAAAUUAGACUCGAGGACCGAAGCCGAGGAGGAAUUGGAGCAUCCCUUGGCUUCUCUGGCUGAAAGUAUAGAGGACGUAGCCAGGAAAGAGGCGUCUGUAUUUGCUCCAAUAUUAUCAAAAUGGCACCCUCAUGCAAUUGCAAUCGCUGCUUCCCUAUUGCAUGGCCUUUAUCAAAAGGAAUUGAAACCAUUUCUUGAUGGAGUCUCUCACUUGUCAGAAGACGUUGCAUCAGUUCUUCCAGCAGCUGAUAGUCUAGAACAGUAUCUUCUAGAUCUUAUCGGGACAGUUUCGGAGGAGGGUGAGGACAAUGUGUAUGAACAGCAGCUUGUUCGUUACCAGGUGGAAGUGGUAUCAGGAACAUUAGUAAUGCGCUGGGUCAACACCCAGCUGGGUAGCGUGACUGAGUGGGUCGACCGGACUAUUCAGCAAGAGAGGUGGGAGCCAGUCUCAACAAAUCAACAAUUCUCAGGAUCUGUGGUAGAGGUUUUCCGUAUUAUUGACGAGACUACUGAUCAGUUCUUCAACUUGAAACUUCCAAUGAGGCUUCCGGUUCUGAAAGCCUUGACGAAUGGGUUCGACAGCGCUCUUGUAGGUUAUACCAACAAGAUUUUGGUGGAGCUGGGCGACAAAGGGGAUUUGAUACCUCCAGCACCAAGUUUGACUCGUUACAAGAAAGACAUGUCUAUUAAGGCCCAGUCGAAAAAGAAAGUGGCAGACCCUCGGCUACCUGAUGAGCGGCGCUCAACGGAGAUCAAUUUUCUCACUACUGUCCGGUUAUGCGUCCGACUUAACACUCUACAUCACAUCCUAGUCCUAGUGGAUGCUUUGGAAGAUCAUAUUCGAGAACGAUGGGCUCGUAAAAGGCCACGAGAUGACGUACUUCGGAGCAAUGGAACAGUGCCAAAGCGCAAAGCGAAUGAUGGAGAAACGAAACUGAAACGUCCGCCCGGAAGCAAGCCAUUGGACGAGCUUUCAGCUUUUGAUGGGACAAGAAAAGCAGUCAACGUAUCUAUUGAUAAGAUAUGCGAUUUUACAGGAACAAAAAUUGUAUUCUGGGAUCUCCGAGAAGUGUUGAUAGACGGUUUGUAUAAAGGAAGUGUCUCUCAAUCUCGUAUGGAGAAAGUGAUUAGUGUACUUGAUCCGGUUCUUGGUCAGUUGUGUGAUACUAUAGAUCCGGCUUUAAGAGAUCGUAUUGUUCUUGGUCUCCUACAAGCGUCCCUGGAAGGUCUGUUGCGUGUACUGUUGGAUGGAGGUCCAACGCGCGUAUUUGCUGACACUGACAGUGACAUGCUCGAGGAAGAUCUUAGUUCACUGAAGGAGUUUUUCAUAGCGGACGGCGAUGGCCUUCCGAGGGGAGUUGUAGAGAAUGCUGCGGCCCCUGUUCAACAAAUUUUGAAUCUGUACAGUCUCGAGACCAGCAUAGUGAUCGAUAGCUUUAAGCGAGCAAGUGAGCAAAUGGCUUCGGGAGGUAGCGUGCAAAGAAGUGGGCCACGAAUCGCCACAGACGCCGACACACUUCUCCGGGUACUCUGCCAUCGGUUGGACCGAGAGGCAUCGAAGUUUCUGAAGAAACAGUACAAGCUUCCCAAAGUCUAAGGAUGGUGAUUCGCCCUGAUCGGAGGCCAGCUUAAACCGCCUGUUCUCAAUAUCUAGUUGUCGAGUAGAGUAGAGUCUUUGUGUCUUAGGCUUCCUCGUGCUCUAUUGAGCACGCUUGAGUAUGUGACACUAGAAUUUUGUAUGGUAUGUACAAAUUUGACCCUAUCAUGACAUAAAUUCAAAGUCAUUGUGCAAAAG
Molecule: messenger RNA, 4438 nt
Organism: Marchantia polymorpha subsp. ruderalis
Lineage: Eukaryota; Viridiplantae; Streptophyta; Marchantiopsida; Marchantiales; Marchantiaceae
Source: the annotation of a GenBank genome assembly